Cynocephalus volans (Philippine flying lemur) is the source of this 2988-nucleotide messenger RNA. RefSeq names its product potassium channel tetramerization domain containing 19 (gene KCTD19). The transcript has 16 exons. NCBI's taxonomy places the organism in Eukaryota, Metazoa, Chordata, Mammalia, Dermoptera, Cynocephalidae. The record is from RefSeq and is a predicted model, not a curated record. Bases 79 to 2850 code for a protein of 923 amino acids. Gene Ontology annotation, biological process: protein homooligomerization.
CCACGCGCGCCGCCGCGCUCCCGGGGACCGUUAUGGGCUGGGUCACGCGCCUGCCCGCCUGCCUUAGGAGCCGGGAGCAUGGAGGAGCCUGGCAUGUCUCAUGAAUCAGCAGAGGAUUUGUUUCAUUUCAAUGUUGGGGGCUGGCAUUUCUCAGUUCCCAGAAGCAAACUUGCUCAGUUCCCAGACUCCCUGCUGUGGAAAGAGGCUUCAGCCUUGACCUCUUCAGAAAGCCAGAGGCUGUUCAUCGACAGAGAUGGUUCCACAUUUAGGCACGUGCACUAUUACCUCUACACCUCCAAACUCUCCUUCUCCAGUUGUGCAGAACUGAACUUGCUCUAUGAGCAAGCACUGGGUUUGCAGUUGAUGCCUUUGUUGCAGACUCUAGAUAAUAUGAAGGAAGGGAAACACCACCUACGUGUGCGGCCUGCAGACAUACCUGUUGCUGAGAGAGCAUCUUUGAACUACUGGCGAACAUGGAAGUGUAUCAGCAAACCCUCAGAAUUUCCAAUAAAAAGCCCAGCCUUCACAGGCCUACAUGAUAAGGCACCUUUGGGGCUCAUGGACACACCACUGUUAGACACAGAAGAGGAAGUGCACUACUGUUUCCUGCCGCUAGACCUGGUGGCCAAGUAUCCGAGCCUAGUAACAGAAGACAACUUGCUGUGGCUGGCUGAGACUGUGGCCCUGAUCGAGUGCGAGUGCAGCGAGUUCCGCUUCAUUGUGAAUUUUCUCCGCUCACAGAAGAUUUUACUACCAGAUAAUUUCUCCAACAUAGAUGUGUUAGAAGCAGAAGUAGAAAUUCUGGAAAUCUCUGAGCUCACUGAAGCUGUAAGGUUGUACCGGAUGAACAUGGGUACCUGUUCCCGGACCUCUUGUCCUCCUCCAAGCCCUGGGAAGAGGAGCCAUGCAGCCAGCCUGGAGUCAGUGAAGCCAUUGUACAUGAUGGCCCUGGGUCUGCUGGUCAAGUAUCCAGACUCUGUGCUGGGACAGCUCCGCAUCGAAAGCACACUGGAUGGAAGUAGACUGUACAUCACCGGGAAUGGGGUCCUCUUUCAGCACGUCAAGAACUGGCUGGGGACUUGCCGGCUGCCCUUGACCGAGACCAUUUCCGAGGUAUACGAGCUCUGUGCCUUUCUGGACAAGAGGGACAUCACCUAUGAGCCAAUGAAAGUGGCUCUGAAGACUCAUCUGGAGCCAAGGACUCUGGCACCCACGGAUGUGCUCAAUGAGGAAUGGACUGCCGAGAUCACCGUGUAUUCCCCCCAACAGAUCAUCAAAGUUUAUGUUGGAAGCCACUGGUACGCCACCACCCUGCAGACCCUGCUGAAGUAUCCAGAACUGCUGUCCAACCCUCGGAGAGUGUACUGGAUCACAUAUGGACAAACCCUGCUCAUCCAUGGGGAUGGCCAAAUGUUCCGACAUGUUCUCAACUUCUUGAGACUUGGAAAACUGUUUUUACCAUCUGAAUUUAAGGAAUGGCCCCUCUUCUGCCAGGAGGUGGAAGAAUACCACAUUCCAUCCCUCUCAGAAGCCCUUGCACAAUGUGAGGCAUACAAGUCAUGGACUCAGGACAAAGAAUCUGAAAAUGAAGAAGCUUUUCCCAUCAGGAGGCUGCAUGUGGUGACAGAAGGGUCAGGGUCACUGGUGGAGUUCAGUAGAGGAGCCAAAGAAACCACAACCUGUACACCUGUGGACUUCCAAGACUGCAAUGACAGGACUCCAUGGAACAAAGCCAAGGAGAACCUGGCCAGGUCCAGCCAGAUGGAGGAGGCUGAGCAGUACACCCAGAGCAUCCAGGUGUCCCUAUGCCGAAAUGCCAAGAGGGCAGGCAACCCCAGCCCAUACUCACACUGCCCUGGCUUGUGUGCCAACCCCAGACACUGGGGGGGCCACAGUGAUAGUCCCUCCAAGAAGUGCACCACAAUAAACCUCACACAGAAAUCUGAAACCAAAGACCCUCCUGUCACACCCAUGCAAAAACUGAUCUCCCUAGUGAGGGAGUGGGACAUGGUCAAUUGCAAACAGUGGGAUUUCCAGCCUCUGACAGCUGCCCAGAGCAGCUCCUUGGAGGAGGCUGCCCCGCAGCUCCCCUUGGGAAAUGAGCCUGCUUCUCAGCCCAGCACCUCAGCUACCUGGAAAGCCCAUUCUGAGAAGGAUCCAGGUCUGCAGGCAGGGGCUGGAGCUGAAGCGAAAGAAAAGGGGCCAGAAUCAACAUUUAAGCCAUACUUAGCCAUGAAAAGAGCUGUCGCCUUGAAGGACUGGGGCAAACAGAGGCCAAAGGAGAGAGAAAGCCCUGCCCCUAAGCAGCCUCUGCCUGAGGCCAGAGAGGUAGACAGUACAGGGGUCAUCCUCAAAGUGACUCACCCCCCUGUGGUAGGCAGCGAUGGCUCCUGCAUGUUCUUUGAGGACAGCAUCAUCUACACUACAGAGAUGGACAACCUCAGGCAUAUACCACCCGCAGCCAGCCCCUGUCCCCAAGAAGUGACUUUCCUGAGUUUCUCUCUGUCCUGGGAAGAGAUGUUUUAUGCACAGAAAUGUCACCACUUCCUGACCGACAUCAUCCUGGAUUCCAUCAGGCAAAAGGACCCCAAAGCCAUUACAGCCAAGGUGGUCUCCUUGGCCAACCAGCUGUGGACCCUGCAUAUCAGCCCCAAGCAAUUCGUGGUCGAUUUGCUGGCUAUCACCGGCUUCAAGGAUGACUGGCACACACAGGAACGUCUGUACAGCUGGGUGGAGCUCACACUGCCUUUCGCCAGGAAGUAUGGCCGCUGCAUGGACCUGCUCAUCCAGAGGGGCCUGUCUAGGUCUAUCUCUUGCUCCAUCCUGGGCAAGUACUUACAAGAGGGCUAGGGCACUCAGAGACCUGCCCCGCAUGCCCCCCCACAAGGCGCAUUUUAACUGGGGGUUUCCCCAGAAUGUGUGUGCCCACCCAAGGGUUGAUGUCACUCUAUUUUUUUUAUUAUAAACAAAUAAAAGAAUAAACCAUGA